GGCGGGACCAGCACCCGCAGAGCCGACGCCCCUGCGCGGACUCAGAGCUGCCUCAGCGGGAGUCCCGAGCCGGUCCCCGCAGGUGACCGGACUGAGUGCGGCCCGAAACGCAGACGCGGCCCUAUCCCUCUUGCUCCAGCUGUGGCGCCCAGAACUCCGCAGAGGACGCGACGGUGAGGCUGGGGUUGCCCGCCGGGUGGGUGACGAUCCCUAGACCCAACCCGCCGCAUCCCCCGACAGCUCGGCUGUGGGGCCCCCUAUUCUCAGAUCUGUUCUGCCAGGGUGGGGGGAGGUGGGUGCCCUGGACGGAUCCCAGGGAAUCCCCCUGCCCCAACGCCUCUCCUGGUCUUGCCUCCGAAAGACCCUGUCCUGUCGCUUCCCUGUCUCGUUCUUCCCACCCAACCGCCUCCACUCCGGCCUGCAGCCCCUCUCUGCGUGCGCCCUAGUCAGGUGAGGUGCAGGAGAAGGAAAGACUACGGUCCUUCGGCUCCCCCUCCCAACCCUCCCCGGGGAUCCCUCGCUGGGCUGGGGACACUCAGGGGGAGGGUUAAAGGAUGGCCCUUUAACUCCCCUGAUCCUCACCCAGAGCAUCUUCCAUCUCGCCACCCGCGCCACUUCCGACAGCUGGCAGCCGCGGGGAGCCCCGGGGGCCGGCAGGUACGGGGGCGGCGGCCAGGCCGGGGAGCGGGCGACGGAACAGCUGUGACCCACCCCCCCAUCCCCACCCUCCGCUCCUGGAGGAGCAGGCGGCCGGAGAGCUGGGCGCCCAGAGCGCCAGUUAAUUAUUAACCCUCGGCUGCCCGGCUCCCCGCGCGGCUCCGAGCUGCGCUCCGCCCCGGCUUCCCAGGUAACCGGCUAGGAUGCCCAUCACGCCAUCCCCCUCUUCCCUCCCCUCGCCACCUGUCGGUCCGGCCGCAGCCCCCGGCUCAGCCCGGCGCUCCCAGGGCCCGAGUUCGGUUUUCCCCGCGGCCUGCAGGAGGGCGGGGUCGGGCGGCCGGGACCCACCCUGCGGCCCCCUUCUCCAUCGAGCUCCCUUCCCCCAGGGGCGCCAUGCCCGGCCUGUACUGCCCCUCCAGCUGGACGCCGCUGCCCCUCACUGACUCCUGGGUUCGGGCCUGCGCCAACGGCCCCUGCCUCAGCCUGCGGGCCCGGCUCACCUACCACAACCCGCAGCCGCAGCCGGUGGAAGGCGUGUUCGUGUACCCACUGGCGGAGGCCGAAGUGGUCUCAGGCUUCGAGGCGGAGGCGGCCGGACGGCGCGUCUCGUUCCAGCUGCAGAGCCGGCGACGCUUGCAGGCCGCUUGCUGCCGCGCUCUGGGCCCCGGGUGGGGGGCCUCCACGCCCCGCCGCUGCGCGCAGGGUCAUCUUGUCUUGGAUCCGGCCCAGGCCCGGUCUGCACUGGUGCUGCCCACAGGCCUCAUCAACGCGGCCGGCACCAUGACGGUGACUCUGUGCAGCAGCCGGGAGCUGCCCUCCAGGCCUGAUGGGGUGCUGCACGUGGCUCUCCCCUCUGUGCUCACCCCGCUGGCCUCAUCAGGCCCACCGGGGCCCCCCAGGCCUCCGGGGCUCUGUGACGACAGGUUGGGCCUAUGCCCCACCAGAUGCUUUGGGGUGGGCAGCCCUCAGGAGGAAGGGUUUGCCUGGGAGGAGCCUGCUGCCCCUCGGGAUGUGUUCUCAGGCCCUGCCCGCUGCCCUGCCCUGUACACCUUCUCCUUCGAGAUGCUGGUCACUGGGCCAUGCCUGCUGGCAGGCCUGGAGAGCCCCUCUCAUGCUCUGAGGGCAGAUGCCCCCCCUCAUGCCAGCUCUGCAGCCACCAUCUGUGUCACACUAGCAGAGGGCCACCGCUGUGACCGGGCGUUGGAGAUCCUGCUGUACCCCAGUGAGCCCCACCAGCCACACUUGAUGCUAGAGGCUGGCAGCCUGAGCUCAGCAGAAUAUGAGGCCCAGGUGAGGGCCCGCCGGGACUUCCAGAGGCUACAGCGAAGGGACAGUGAUGGGGACCGGCAGGUGUGGUUCCUGCAACGGCGCUUCCACAAGGACAUCCUGCUGAAUCCCGUGCUGGUGCUGAGCUUCUGCCCAGACUUGAGCUCCACGCCAGGACACCUGGGCACAGCUACCCGGGAGCUCCUUUUCCUGCUGGACGGCAGCAGUGUAGCACACAAGGACGCCAUUGUUCUGGCUGUGAAGUCACUACCACCACAGACACUCAUCAACCUGGCUGUGUUUGGCACGGCGGUGCAGCCCCUCUUCCCAGAGAGCCGACCUUGCAGUGAUGACACUGUGCAGCUGAUCUGCAAGAGUGUUGAGACCCUGCAGGCUGCAAGUGGUCCCCCAGAUGUGCUGGCUGCACUGACCUGGGCCAUGGGGCAGCCCCGGCACAGGGCCCACCCCAGGCAGCUAUUCCUGCUGACCGCUGCCUCGCCCUUGGCUGCUGCCGCCCAUCAAAGCCUGGACCUCAUGAGGUGGCACAGGGGGGCAGCCAGGUAUGGGCUGAACCAGGUACCUGAGAUUGACCCCCGCCCCCAAGAGGCUCCUGAAGGUCACAGAUGCUUCCCUUCCCUCAUCAGGUGCUUCUCUUUUGGGCUGGGGCCUGCCUGCCACCAGCUGCUUCAGGGUCUGUCUGCCCUCAGCAGAGGCCGGGCCUACUUCCCAAGGCCUGGGGAGAGGCUGCAGCCCAUGCUGGUGCAGGCUCUGCGGAAGGCACUGGAGCCCGCCCUGAGUGACAUCUCUGUGGACUGGUUUGUGCCUGACGCGGUGGAGGCACUGCUGACACCCCGGGAGAUCCCGGCACUCUACCCUGGGGACCGGCUGCUCGGGUACUGCUCACUCUUCAGGGUGGAUGGCUUCCGGCCCCACGCCCCCAGGGGCCCAGAACCUGGCUGGCAGAGCUUGGGAGGCUCCGUGUUCCCAUCCCCAGAGGAAGCACCAUCUGCCACCAGUCCUGGCACUGAGCCCACUGGCACCUCAGAGCUGCUGGGAACAGGCACUGUGUCAGCGGAGCUGUCCAGCCCGUGGGCUGCUGGGGACUCAGAGCAGAGUACUGAUGCUCUGACAGAGCCUGUCACAGACCCCGGACCCAACCUCUCCUCGGAUACAGCCAUAUGGCGCCGCAUCUUCCAGUCGUCCUACAUCCGGGAGCAGUAUGUGCUCACCCACUGCUCCGCCAGCCCCGAGCCAGGUCCAGGUUCCACAGGCAGCAGUGAGUCCCCUGGCUCCCAGGGCCCUGGCUCCCCCGAGAGCAUGGCUCCCCUGCAUCUCCCUUCUCAGCAGGGCUGCCGCAGCCUGGCCUGGGGAGAACCUGCGGGCUCCCGCUCCUGCCCCCUGCCUCCGCCCCCGCUGGCUCCAGUCAAGUCUGGGGCCUUGAGCGCGGAGGUGCUGGGUCGUCGACACAGAGUGGCUCUGGCUGGCCGGAGCCUCUCAUCACCCCCAGGCCAGGUGAACCCAGUCCCUGGCCAUCCCCAGCACCCCUCUCUGGGCACAGCAUCCGACGGGCCAGGCUCUGAGUCAGGGCAGCAGCUGGGACAAGGCCUGGAUGAUUCAGGAAACCUGCUCUCCCCGGCCCCUAUGGACUGGGACAUGUUGAUGGAACCCCCCUUCUUAUUCACGGCUCUGCCCCGCAAUGGGGAGUCAGCUCCUCCAGCAGAGGCACUGCCUCCCCAGGCUCCACGCUGCCAUGUGGUGAUCCGGGCCCUGUGUGGGGAGCAGCCUAUGUGCUGGGAGGUGGGUGUUGGCCUAGAGACACUGUGGGGACCUGGUGAUGAUGGCUCACUGCCUCUGUCAUCCUCUGAAAGAGAAGGUGCUUGGGACCAAGCACUCCAUCGGCUGACAGCAGCCUCCGUGGUCCGGGACAACGAGCAGCUGGCCCUCCGUGGAGGGGCUGAGGCCACGGCUGACCGAGGCCAUGCCCGGAGGUCCUGGGUCCGAGCCCUUCAGACAAGCAAGGUCAGCUCUGCCCCUUCCUGCUUCACUUGCCCAGUAGCUGUGGACGCCACCACCAGGGAGGUCCUACCCUCAGCCCUGCAGGUGCGGAGCUCAGAGCUGGCUGAGCCCCUAAGCACUUCUCCUGCGCCUCAGGGCCAUUUAGAUGCAACUCCUCUGUCCAUUGCUGUGCAGUCUAGAGGACCUCAGGGAGGCUCUCCAGUGGCCGGCUGGAACCCGAACCCAAAUGGCAACCCCAAGUUGGCCACCAGAAGUCCUCCUCGCCUCCCCCCCCAGCCUCCUUCUAGGCUCAGCCUGGGUCGGGGGAGGGCCAGAGGCUCUGACAGCCACCGACUCUGCAGCCCCCACUGGGGCCAGGCUAGUGACAGCAACAGUGAAGGCAGCGACCACGACUACUUGCCCUUGGUGCGGCUGCAGGAGGCUCCUGGCUCCUUCCGCCUGGACGCGCCCUUCUGUGCAGCGGUGCGCAUCCCGCAGGAACGCCUGUGCCGCGCCUCGCCCUUUGCUGCGCACCACGCAAGCCUCAGCCCCACCUCGGCCUCCUCUCCCUGGGCACUUCUGGGACCGGGUGUGGGCCAGGGCGACAGUGCCACAGCCUCCUGCAGCCCAUCCCCCAGCUCAGGCUCCGAGGGCCCAGGCCAGGUGGACAGCGGGAGGGGCUCUGACACUGAGGCCUCGGAGGGCGCCGAAGGGCUAGGCAGUGCUGACCUGCGGGGCCGGACCUGGGCCACAGCCGUGGCCCUCGCGUGGCUGGAGCACCGCUGCGCCGCCGCCUUUGGCGAGUGGGAACUUGCGGCAGCUAAAGCCGACUGUUGGCUGCGGGCGCAGCACCUGCCCGAUGGCCUUGACCUGGCUGCCCUCAAAGCUGCAGCUCGGGGUCUCUUCCUGCUGCUCCGACACUGGGACCAGAACCUGCAGCUACACCUGCUGUGCUACAGUCCGGCAAAUGUGUGAGGACUGCUCACUGCUCGGCUGGCGCUGCCUGACAGACUCAAGUCACUGCCACCCAGGCCCGGCUUCUCCGUGCUGGUGCUGGGAGGGGCAGGCUGGUGUCCGCCUGACCCCCACUGCUUCUCAUCCCCUUCCCAGAAUGCCCCUGCCCUCACAGAAAGUGCCUGCCUGUGCUCUCUCUUUCCCACUCCUCCCAGCCCAGGUCUUUUCCCUUCUGAGCUCCAUGCAGUGCAGUGUGGGAGAGGAGAGAGCCACAGCCCCCAAAUCCUAUGCAAUAAAGUGCCUCUUAGGACUG
Lutra lutra (Eurasian river otter) is the source of this 5185-nucleotide messenger RNA. RefSeq names its product von Willebrand factor A domain containing 5B2 (gene VWA5B2). NCBI's taxonomy places the organism in Eukaryota, Metazoa, Chordata, Mammalia, Carnivora, Mustelidae. The record is from RefSeq and is a predicted model, not a curated record. Bases 1051 to 4893 code for a protein of 1280 amino acids. The transcript is spliced from 18 exons.